UUGCUGAGUUAUUCUACUUACACUGUCCAGCAACUGGGCACCUUAAUGCAAUUUUCAGCUGAUACAACUGAGUGCUUGCUCAUUAUUCAUUGCAAAGAUCUUUUCUUGCAGAUGACUAGGCAGAGCAAGGAUUUUAUAGAGCAGUGUGUGCGUCUUCUCAACUGCCAAGAAUCAAUGGAGAUUUUUGACCUAUAUGCACUGUUGACUUUUCAUGGGAUGCCAUUAAUCAAUGUCAUGUACACCAAUGAGGAGGAUAUUGCAAUUGCUAACCCUGUCCUCUCAUGGGUUUCCUGUGUUCUCUCUGAUAAAGUUAAAUUGGUUCAUGGUCCCUGA
Suillus bovinus is the source of this 333-nucleotide messenger RNA. RefSeq lists its product as uncharacterized. The annotation marks the transcript as partial. The record is from RefSeq and is a predicted model, not a curated record. NCBI's taxonomy places the organism in Eukaryota, Fungi, Basidiomycota, Agaricomycetes, Boletales, Suillaceae. The transcript has a single exon.